Molecule: messenger RNA, 2416 nt
Organism: Marasmius oreades (fairy-ring Marasmius)
Lineage: Eukaryota; Fungi; Basidiomycota; Agaricomycetes; Agaricales; Marasmiaceae
Exons: 17
Coding region: 38-2416 (792 amino acids)
Biological process (GO): regulation of DNA-templated transcription; DNA-templated transcription
Molecular function (GO): DNA-binding transcription factor activity, RNA polymerase II-specific; DNA binding; zinc ion binding
Source: RefSeq, a predicted model, not a curated record
CCUUCGUCUCUCCUCCGACUCGCGCGCAGCGCUCAUCAUGUCCCCUUCCGCGAUCCCUCUUUCCUCAGACUCACGCCCUGCAAAGCGUUCCAGGAAGGCUCCUCCCUCCGAAGACUCCUCCAGCCAGUUCCCUGUCGACCACAUCUUCAUUUCAGAAGGCCACAAUCCCUCCAAGAAACUCGGUGGCAAGAAGGCUACGUUAUCGUGUUGUGAGUGCAGAAGGUUGAAGCUCAAAUGUGAUCGAACCUUUCCAUGUGGAUCAUGCAAAAAACGAGGCGUGAGCGACAUAUGUCCCGAUGGUGUCUUGGUUUCCGGCAAAGGGACUAGAUUCAUCCUUGCCAAUACAGAGCAGCUCCAUACAAAGAUACACGAAAUGAGCGAACGUAUUAGGAGACUCGAAGAUGCUUUGGAAUCGUCCACCGCACCUCACCACCCACUUCUCUCUUCGGACUUGCUUAGCAUAAAGAGCACAAUGGAAUUGUACGGAACAACACAAGGGAAACCGGACAGUCGGACACCAGAACACCAGAGUGACCAUGACCAUGACCUUCAUGACAACGAGUCUGUGCGGUUGACUCCACCAGUCAAACAUGAGCCCCAGGACCACGUAGACGCUGAAAUACAACGAUCAAGUCGUAGCUUCCCGUUAACGGACGGCGGCGGUGGGAGAGAUCUUAAAAUUCCAUUGAGAGACCGCUUGCAAAGGUCCCUUCCUUCCCGAGCUGAUGCAGACUAUUUAUGGGACCAGACUCGUCAGAAUGCAUUGUGGCAGUACAACCCUCAUACGGACGAAACCUUCUAUCCCAAUCUCGCUCAUCAUUGCUAUGCAACACCUCCUGAAGAGCUGAGCACACGCCGUCUUGCUCUGCUUUUCAUGAUACUCGCUAUCGGAUGCAAAGUUGACAUUCAAAGACAUAGUACGGACUCUCCAGAUGCAGAACAUUAUCAUACUCUAGCUCGUGCCGCCUUGAGCGAGGUGUCAGUUUUGGACGAUACGACAGUGGAAACGAUAACUGCUCUCUUCUAUGAAAUCUGGUACCUCCUUGUUUUCUCUGACCAUAAGACAGGAGGAGGACAUGCGUGGGGCUUGAUGGGACUCACUGCCAAGUUAGCACAAAGUAUUGGCUUGCAUCGGAAUGGCACAAAGUCCAAAGUGAUUCCCGAGGAAGUCGAAAGGCGGAGAAGCUUGUUCUGGGAGUUGCUCUAUCUGGAUGCGCGACUAUCUUUGUCAUUAGGGCGACCGCCGUCGCUUUCUGUAAAGUACAUGGACUGCAAACGCCCCACCUACAUACCCGACGCAGAUUCCGAACUUAGUCAAAGUUCGCAUUAUUAUCAGGAGUGGAAGCAUUCAUGCUAUAUUCAUUGCCUCGCUCCGGUGCUUGAUGCCAUCUCACAACCUGGCCUGGAGUAUUCUACCGUUCUUUCACUUGAUAGGACAAUACGGGAUUUCUCUAUCCCGGCAGCUCUCGGUAAACGGAGUCAUCCAGGUCACACAGUUCUCAUGCAAAAGACAUCUCAUCUCAUCGCCCUGGAGACUGUCAUCCUCCAGUUGCACAGGUCAUAUUUCAUGCGAGCACUAAGUGGACCUGAGGAAGCUUUCAACCGUCGUCAUCGGCACGCGCCAUCUGUGGUCGCAGUUUUCCUGAGUGCAACUCGAAUGAUUGCAACCGUGGAGCAAUUAUACAAUCAAGCUCCCAAAUUGACUGUUCGAAUUGCCGGCUACUGGUCGAAUGCAUUCUCGGCUGCGGUUGCCCUUUGUUUACUUGUCAGUCGGGCCCCUUUCACUUGCCUAUCGCCUGCCGCCCUUCAGGAGCUGGAACGCGCACGACUUCUGUUCCGUGCGGCCGCGUCUCCCCAGGAGAACUGUCCUCGAGCAAGACAGGUUGAGCCUGUAUUGCAGACGAUGAUAGCGAAAGCAAACGACAUCUUCCGGAGAUGGUUUUCUGGGCAAGAGGUUCCGACAAUGGUCUUACGCCACACUGAUGAUCAUUCAGAAGCCGAGUUUGUCGGGAUGGGCACACCGCCCUAUAUCCCAUUGACACCUGGCUCACCAUCAUCAGCGGACAUGUAUACCGUUGACCCCUUCCAACAUGCCCAUCGUAAUCUGAAACAGUGCAUAGCUGAGGUUCAUGAACGAGCCAAGGUCAUGUUCCCCAUGCGAAAGCCUUGUCAAUGUUCUGUACCUCCUCCAUCUGCAUGUCCACCGUCCCAUUCAUGGGCACCACCUCCACAAUUGGAUCAGUCAUCCCCCGUUCUUCCUUACUUGUAUCCGAAUAUUGCCAACCCAUUGGGUUUCACGACACCUAACGUUGGUAAUGCCGCUACGCCUGCCAAAUUUGCUGGAAUGGAAAGUGUAAACUUUGAGCUUGGAGCGUUACAUCCCAACACGGAACAAAGCUGGAUGGCUUGGUUUUGA